AUGGAAUGUCGCGGCUCUGGGUUGCAAUGCACACUGAGGACCCUCAAUGCAGAGCAGAAAGGAAAGUUGCUGAAGCGGGUGGAAGCAGAGAUCGAGGAGCUGAAGAAGGAUCCUCCUGCCGUCACUUACCUCCUUCAAGAGCAGGAAGCCGAAAGAUGCAAUGUCACAGAUCCGGAUCCGAUGGACCACGUCAAUGUUGGCGCCGCAUCCACAGGUGACUCGCAGAAGCCCCUGGCCAAGAGCAAGAAAGUCGUGAACUUGGAGAAGAAGCUCCGCGAGAUUGCCAGCCUGGAAGACAAGAAAAAGUCUGGCGAGUCAUUGGACAAGCUUCAAGAGUCCAAGAUCCAGAAGAAAAAAGAGAUCGAGGGACAGCUCCAAGCGGCCUUGGAAGAGCCAGUCCAAGACCAAGGCGCCGCCCUGCCGGCAGCCGGCACCGAGAUCCCGAUACCGGAUGGAGAUAGCGCGCUGCCGCCAGGGCCAGGUGCAAAUGCCAGCACGCGGCCUGCCACUGAAGGUCUUUACAUGUGCCACUGUAUCGAUGCAAUCCGGGGCCACGCCGGCAAGCAGCAGCGGCGGGCGAAAUACUUCAAGACUCAGAAUGGACAGUCAUGGCGAAAGGAAUACUGUGGGGCCUUCGCGGUGCAGAAACCGGUGACUACUUCGAAGACCAAAGACAAGGCCAAGUUCGAUCUUAUCCACGACUUCGAGUUCUUCCUUUGGUCAACUUGGCGGGACAACUUCGACGCCAUCAAAUGGAAGAUUUCGGAUGCAGUGAACGUCGACCGCGGAUCCUUCCACUUGGAGACGGAAGGCGGGGAAAGGCUUCCCUUUGACGCAGAUUGCAUCGACAUGCACGAGGAGCUCAGCAAAAGGGCUCAAAGCUGUCCGAUGCUUGAAGAGAAGCCCCUGGUGCGCAUCAAGAUAGUGGCCCAAAGCGUGAGCUGA
Molecule: messenger RNA, 945 nt
Organism: Symbiodinium sp. CCMP2592
Lineage: Eukaryota; Dinophyceae; Suessiales; Symbiodiniaceae
Source: the annotation of a GenBank genome assembly